Molecule: messenger RNA, 1670 nt
Organism: Microstroma glucosiphilum
Lineage: Eukaryota; Fungi; Basidiomycota; Exobasidiomycetes; Microstromatales; Microstromataceae
Exons: 3
Coding region: 438-1514 (358 amino acids)
Source: RefSeq, a predicted model, not a curated record
CCAAGGAGGGCGAUAGCCAUCCCACCCAGCAUAAGGCGUGCCUAGCAGCGAUACUUUGCAUUCAUCCCUUGACGUCUUCCUCGUCUCCGUCUAUUUUGCGCUCCUCUUUCUUCUUAUACCAGAUCCUCUUUCAACUUCUGCGCUACCUACUCCCAAGGCUCUCAGCACCCCCUCUCUUCCCGCCCCUUCACGCGCCGCUUCUCCGAGGAUCACUGAUCCAGCACAAAAUCCUCGCUUGGGCCCCUUCUGCUCCCCUAUCCUCCGCGUUUCAGAUUCAACCAGAGCCGGUCUCACCUACCCGAAACUACAUUGCCAGUAUUCAAAUUCAAGAUUAGGACUCGACCAAGGUAAUAUUCCAUCCUCCCGUUUCCUCUUGUCUGCUUUACUACCCCACUACUACCUCUUCAAUCAGCUGCACAUCUUUCUUCGCACGCAGCAUGGGCAACUCUUCUUCUCGUUCCUCCAGCUCUGGUCCUACCAUUGUGGCAGAGGCCAUCGAGCCCCUCCCACGCUAUUCGGACCUCUGCUGCAUUCUCGGAGGGGUGAAUAGGAGAGAGCAUACUCUGCUCAAGGUAGCACUGGGAUUCGGAGGUGUGACAGGCAAGCUGUCGGUAAAGGACGUCAGGCGGCAAGGAGCAGUCGUGCUCAAGAGUGAGAGCAAGUCGAAUCGCAAACGUACAAUAACAUACAUCAAUACUCCACAGGGUCAUCAGCUCCUUCGUGUAGAAGGCACCCACGAGUGCGUUGGCUUCCGCAAAGGCUGUUUCAUGACACCACGCGGCAUCGCCGGACCAGACGGAGAGUACAUUGUUCCUGCAGCCAAUAGCGGCGCUGGCCCCAGACAUAGCGACGCAGCAACCAGUACCGCAUCGUCUACCUCCCACUCGAGUGGUAUGGAUACCUCAUACAAUCCUCAAUCAGAUCUGGCCUUCACAGCACGGGCUCUGGACUGUACCUUUUUCGAGUGGGGUGUGGAGCUGCGGUCCAAUCUGAGCCAGGAUGGUCAGAACAAUGCCGGGCCCGCCUCCAUCUGGGUCCAAGAGAAUGUCGGCAUGGGCACAGUCGACUUCACAUGGGAGGGUAGGAUAGUGGCUAGGAUCGGUGCUAACCCCGGCGGCAGCAUCGUUUGGAACGGAGAGAAGUUUGACGUCGCAAAAAAUUCCGUUGCAAUGGUGAUAGCCCCAGGCAUGGACUGGGUUCUGAUCAGCACAAUGUGCAUCCUCCUCCUCUGUCGGCAGUCCGAGCACGAUGCCGGCCUCUCCACACGCGCUGGUGAUCUCUCCCUUCUCUCCUCUCUCCUCGACGCCCGUAGCGACCUCAAUUCUUCGAGCAAGAGCUCCAACAGUAUAGGCGGAAAGAGCGGCGGCAGCCGGGGAGAGUCCCACAGGUCCAGGGCAAGUGGACCUGGCCCUGUGUCGAGUGGAAUGGUCGCGAGCCGCAGUGGUAGUGGCAGCAUUGCCUCUGCGCCGAGGAAGGUUCAUGCGCAGAGGAUCAUCGAAGAAGACGACUACUGAGGCGCUCAGAAGGAAGGGGAGGAACAGAAGGCAGGCCCGGUUGUCCCGCCCGCCUUGUCCGUCAGUAGCCCAGUUGCAGCGUGGCCCGCAGCGCGCUGCGGCUUCUGUACCAUCUAUUGUGCUCGUGUUUCGUCACUGUAAUAGCUACCUAGUCAU